CUAAAAUCUUCACUUUCUUACCCUUCACGAAGAUGUGGAGGUCGUGAAUCGUGAUCACUUGUACCGCUUCUUGGGAACGAAGACUGUCAUUUCUAAUCACUCCAGAAGCUUCAUACGAGAAACUGUAUUCAUGGGCAAGACUGGAAUCCAAUUGUUCGACGAUACAAGGAAUGGGUUUUUCUCUGUAUCCGAUUUGGGAUCCGAUUGGAGCAGUUUACAGAACCCAAACUACCGUCCAGUUGGUGGAUUGUUCGCGAGUGUUAAUCAAUUAGGAACUGGAUUCGGGUCAGGACUUGGGUCCGGAUCUAUUUCGUCUCCGGAUCCUCCCAACAGAGAUAACAACAGUAGCUUUACUGCUCAGGUUAAUGAUCUGUGCACAAAGUAUUUACCUUUUAAAGAUGAGGAGGAGGAAGAAGAAGUGAUUGGUGAGAAGCGGAAGAAGAAGAAGAAAGGAGGGUUGAAACUGAAGCUUAAGAUUUCUAAUCCUUCGUUGCGGCGGCUAUUAAGUGGAGCUGUGGCUGGAGCAAUUUCGAGAACGGCGGUGGCUCCUUUGGAAACUAUUAGGACUCAUUUAAUGGUGGGAAGUGGUGGCGACUCCACCACUGAAGUCUUUCGUGAUAUCAUGAAGCAAGAAGGAUGGAAAGGUCUCUUUAGGGGCAAUUUGGUUAAUGUGAUUCGUGUAGCACCCGCUCGUGCCGUUGAGCUUUUUGUAUUCGAGACAGUUAACAAGAACUUGACUCCAAAGCUCGGAGAACAGUCAAAAAUUCCCAUCCCAGCUUCAUUGCUCGCGGGUGCCUGUGCUGGGGUUAGCCAGACCCUCUUGACAUACCCCCUUGAACUAGUCAAGACCCGCCUUACAAUUCAGAGAGGUGUAUACAAGGGAAUAGUGGAUGCUUUUCAAGAAAGCAUUGGGAAUAUUGAGACUCUUUUGAUAGGUUCUUUAGCUGGUGCGUUAUCAAGUACCGCAACUUUCCCCUUGGAGGUUGCUCGGAAGCAUAUGCAGGUGGGAGCAGUCGGUGGGAGGGUGGUUUACAAGAACAUGUUGCAUGCUUUGAUCCGCAUACUCGAGCAAGAAGGUGUUGCAGGUUGGUAUAGAGGGCUUGGACCGAGUUGCUUGAAAUUGGUUCCUGCAGCUGGAUCUCCUUCAUGUGUUACGAGGCAUGCAAGAAGAUACUCGUUGAGAACAACAACGAGGAAGCCUGAGCUCUAUCGUUACAACUCACAUGAGUACUUUUGGCUUUGGUCAGACUAACACGAUGGCUCUGGUGAACCAAAUUAGGUCAUGGUUGAUGAUUCUGCAAGCAUAUGAGAAUAGCGUUGUGCCAAUUGAGACU
Molecule: messenger RNA, 1334 nt
Organism: Arabidopsis arenosa
Lineage: Eukaryota; Viridiplantae; Streptophyta; Magnoliopsida; Brassicales; Brassicaceae
Source: the annotation of a GenBank genome assembly